UCCGCCAAGAAAAAAACAUCAUUUUGAAAUAAUCAGAUCAAGUAGAUCGGAAACUUUGAGAGUGAGACACGAAGAAAGAGAGAUACUUACUUACCGGUUUUGGUCGAAUGUCCGCAAGAUGAAUCGAAUAACGUCUUCUUCAAAUGCGCAAACGAAGAAGUUUCCUCAGUCUCAGCCGCAGCCGCCGGAGAAAAAGGAGAGAAACCUGAAAAGGGAGAAAUUUCCGGUGAACCCUCUGAGAGGUUUGAGUACAAGAAGCUCGGGAAGCAGUAGUAGUAGCAAUGCGAGUGGUUCUGGUUUAACUUCAAAUGAAGCAUCGAACGGUUGUCACAGGUUCUUGCUUUCUCAUUCUUUCUCAUCGUCUUCUUCAUCUUCUUCUUCGUCUGGAGUUUUCUCUCAUAGACAUGUGAGAUCAGUGGCUAAAACCCCCAAAUCUGCCCCAGUUGUGAGUAAACCCUUAACUAGAAAGAAACCAAGGUCUCUGGAGGAGGCUAAGCUGAAGUCCACUCUUACUGAGAAACCCACUUUGAAGAAGUCUCAGAGAUGUAUCACAAAUCCUAUAUCUGGAAAGAGACCAACUAGUAAGAUUACCAUGAAACGGAAUAAAGGUUCGGUUUUGAAGAAACAAUCUUCUGUUUCUAGAGAGGUUAAGCCUAGAGACAGCCAAACUGCGAUUAGAGUAGAUGACAGUAUUGCUCAGAGUACUCCUUUGUCCAAAUUAGGAAUUGGAUCUGAUUUAACUUAUAAAAGCAAGGGUGAAGCUACAGAUGAUGGUAGAUUAAGUAGCAAUAGUAGUAGUUAUCAAGACAGGACACCACCUGUUCAAGCUUCGGUAUCUCCGGAGAUACAGUGUGGAUCGUCUAUGAAUUUGUCUGCAUCAACUCAAUCACAAGCUUGUUAUGCUGCUGGGCAUUUACUCUCAGGUGUUAGUGAUAAGAGGAAAUGCAAGCCUAAAGGGAUACUCACUGUGGGUGAAAAUGGUUUUGAGGUUGGUAAGGGCAAGAUACUGAAUGAUUCUGAUGAAUUUGAUGAGGGAUACUUUGGUAAUGAUGGAAGUUGUGAUAACGUAUCUAUGAUGCCUUUGCCUGUGGAUGCGUCAGUGCACUGGCUUUUGUCUCCUUGUGAUGAGGAGAAAGAUUAUGAAAAGGAAAUAUAUGAAGAUGGCUUCUCUCAGUUUCAGCAAAUUGUUGAGUUUGUUGGCCAUGAGACUCCUUCACCAUUAUCAGAUCGUAGUGCUUCUCCGGAUUUAUGCAACAUUAGCAGUGGCAGAAGUCUUUCACCCAUGGAUAUAUGCCAAGGGACAACGAGAAGGAUCAGUUCUUCGCUUUCUCCAAAUGAGCUUUUUCGGUUCAGGAGAUUUAUUCACCUCUCAUCCUGUGAUGGUGAAGCUUCAGCAUUCGACACUACCCCUACAUGUGAGCGGGAUCCUUCUGAGCAUUUGAAAGAAGAGAAACUGUCUCCCUUAUCUGCUGAUACGCUAGGAAGCGAGAAUGUAAUUCAAACACCAGAAUCCAACUCAAGCUUGGACAAUUAUUUCGGACUCUCUUGUUCCCAAGCUGAAAUCCAAAAGAAACAUGAUGUUGGUUCAGAUUUGGAAUCACUGACAAGGACUUUUCAGUCAGCCGGUUUGGCACCAAGGAUCCAAGCUUCAUCACGAGAGCCGAGCGUCUCAAGUUUCAACUUUGACUCUUUGGCCACAUCUUCCGAUUCCAUUGAUCUCUCACAGUUUCAGAGAGCUUUAGUUGAAAGGAGUACUUGUCAUCCUCAUGUUACACUGGAUAAAGUGUCAAGGACACAUGUGGGAGUAGAGAAACUAAGUAGCCACAUGCCUGAAAUGAAAUCCCAACAGACUACAGAUACUGAAUUCGUCAUGCAAAAUUACAAAGAAAGUUCUGCUCCUCCAGGAAAAGGAAGGGAAUUGCUUCCAUGCUCUGCUGCGGAGUCAAUAAGCACUGAUGGUGGUGGUCUGAUUUGUUCUGAGGAUUCAAAUUGGAUGGCAUGUUACAAGAAUUAACUUCCUAGACUAAUAGAUAGAUAUAUAUAGCAUCGGUUUCUUUGUAAGUAGGUCCACACUAGCAGGUAGCUGAAGGAAAUUUCCUUCUGUAUUUGUGUUUCACUUGUUGUCUUUAAAUUUUCCACUAUAAACAGCAUUUUUUUUUAUAUGAGCGCAUUAAGAUUCUUGAAA
Molecule: messenger RNA, 2185 nt
Organism: Capsella rubella
Lineage: Eukaryota; Viridiplantae; Streptophyta; Magnoliopsida; Brassicales; Brassicaceae
Exons: 1
Coding region: 119-2014 (631 amino acids)
Source: RefSeq, a predicted model, not a curated record